Messenger RNA from Monoraphidium neglectum, 510 nucleotides. RefSeq lists its product as hypothetical. NCBI's taxonomy places the organism in Eukaryota, Viridiplantae, Chlorophyta, Chlorophyceae, Sphaeropleales, Selenastraceae. The record is from RefSeq and is a predicted model, not a curated record. Gene Ontology annotation, cellular component: cytoplasm. The transcript has 5 exons. Gene Ontology annotation, biological process: axonemal dynein complex assembly. The coding region runs from base 1 to 510 and encodes 169 amino acids. Gene Ontology annotation, molecular function: dynein intermediate chain binding; protein-folding chaperone binding.
AUGCAAGCCCACGGCGGCCACGGCGGCACGCCCGCGACCAUCGGCUCGCGAGAGCUGCUGCCCGUGACAGUGGCGCAGCCCAGGGGAGCGCGUGUGGACGCCCAGAAGGCCGCAGGCUCGAAGCAGCAGCAGAAGCCGCCAGCGGCGCCGGCGGAUGAGAAAGACCUGGCCUUCGACCGAGAUGACGGCCGCGAGGUGCCGAGCCAUGAUCUGGUGUACAAGCAGGCUGUGGGCACGUCUGACGCGUUCCUGGGCAUGUCGGGCAAGGACCCCUCCUCAGCCUGCUGCGAGACGCUGGUCGUUCGCAUACGGCUGCCACAGGCGGCGUCGUCAGCGGGGCUGGACCUGGAUGUGCGGCCAACCCGGCUGCGGCUGCUGUCUGAGCACUACAAGCUGCUGCUGCACCUUCCCCGCAAAGUGGACGCCGACCGCGGCCGCGCGCGGUGGGACGCGGCGAAGAGGGAGCUGGCCGUCAGCGCGCCCAUCGUGGACGAGGACCGCUUCCCCUGA